Salvelinus namaycush (lake trout) is the source of this 3489-nucleotide messenger RNA. RefSeq names its product early growth response 3 (gene egr3). The record is from RefSeq and is a predicted model, not a curated record. Gene Ontology annotation, molecular function: DNA-binding transcription factor activity, RNA polymerase II-specific; RNA polymerase II cis-regulatory region sequence-specific DNA binding. Bases 293 to 1555 code for a protein of 420 amino acids. Gene Ontology annotation, biological process: regulation of transcription by RNA polymerase II. The transcript has 2 exons. NCBI's taxonomy places the organism in Eukaryota, Metazoa, Chordata, Actinopteri, Salmoniformes, Salmonidae.
CGGUUUCAUUGAUUCACAGACUUUAAACUCCCAACAAGCAAAAAACAGGAAUCAUUGUAGAUUAGAUUAAUAACAAUUGCCUGUGACAAUUCAGUUCGACUGUAUCUCAACGGAGAGAUAUCAACGCUGUCUCUGAAGGGAACUUGGAUAGCCUACAACAUCUAGGAUUUUUUUCCCCUCCACUCUCUAACCCUUAUAGAUCAUCAUCUACUGUGUUUUCGAUUUGAAAACACUGUUCGUGAUCUAUUCGGACACCUGCACGUUGCCAUUUAUGUCAGACUAAAUAACUGCUAUGACAGGGAAACUAGCGGACAAGCUCCCUCUUACCAUGAGCAGUUUAAUUAACACGAUUCCUGACAGUCUUUACCCAGAAGAGGACAUUCCGACGUCUAUGAACAUUUUCACCAAUACGGAUUCUAUAAACCACUACUCGCAAAUGAAUACAGAUAAUAUCAUGGAUCUGGGGAUGGGAAGUGAUAAGGGAACCGCAGAGAUCCAGUACGGCUCCAGCUUCCAGUCAAACCGCAGUGGGCAGACCGUCACCUAUCUGGGGAAGUUUGCCUUUGACACUCCUCCGUCGGGUGGAAUCGGGGGCUCCGGCUGGUGUUCAGACAACAAUAUCAUUAGUUUAGUAAGUGCUGGCAUCCUGGGUGUUUCCCCGUCGCCUGGCAAUAUCACCACACAGACGUCGUCCUCUGGGGCCAGCAUGGGCGGCCAGUCCUCAGACAUGGAGCAAGUGUACGGUCCACCACUGCCCGCCUAUUCCACCUGCAGCGAGCUGUACCAGGACCAGGUCUCCUUCCACCACAGCCCUGCCACCAGCACUGCCCUCGGCUACCCCGGCAAUGACUAUCACACCACCUCCAAGCCCUCCAUGGACGGGAGCCUUUUCUCCAUGAUCCCAGAUUACAACCUCUUCCAUCAUCAGGGUGAAGUUGGCGUGAUGGAGCACAAGCCCUUCCAGUCCAUGGACCCAAUUAGAGUCAACCCCCCACCUAUCACACCACUUGAGACCAUUCGAGCAUUCAAAGACAAGCAGCAGAUUCAUCCAGGUUUCAUUGGCGGGCAGCAGCUUGCUCCUCAACACCACCAGCCACCUCAGACGCUAACACUCAAACCCAUCCGACCACGGAAGUACCCAAACCGACCCAGCAAAACCCCUGUGCAUGAGCGGCCUCAUGCCUGCCCAGCAGAAAACUGUGACAGACGCUUCUCCCGUUCAGAUGAACUGACACGCCACCUCCGCAUCCACACGGGUCACAAACCCUUCCAGUGCCGCAUAUGCAUGCGCUCCUUCAGCCGAAGUGACCACCUGACCACCCACAUCCGCACGCACACGGGCGAGAAGCCCUUCUCCUGUGAGUUCUGUGGACGCAAGUUUGCCCGGAGUGACGAGCGCAAGAGACAUGCCAAAGUUCACCUCAAGCAGAAGGACAAGAAGCCGGCUGACAAGGGGAGUGGGGCAGCUGGCAGCCACAGCUCACCCCCCAGUUCCUGUGGUGGCAGUGGAGGGCCCAGCGGUGGCAACAUCAUGACUGUCACUACCUGUGCUUAGGAUGGAUCAUCACCAUGCUCUAACAUAAGACUGAGGAAAGGUCCUAUCCACAAUGAGACAAAUAGAUGACUUUUUCUCUCACUUUUUCUCUUACAUUCUCCUCAUUUUUAAUUCCAGGUAAUAUUUCCCUCCUCUAUUUGGAGAUGGGCUUGUUUUGUUGUAAGAGUAGGGUAAGGAGAGGACAUAGAUGGGAGGGCCAACAACUGUGUGAAUGCCAGCAAGCAGAUGGGCAUCAUGGCACCGGCUGUCCAAGAGGACAUGGCAUAUCAUUGAGAAUUCAAUUCAAGUUUCUGAAGUCAUAUCAUGUCUUGUGUUUUCUGAGAAAUUCACCAAGAAUCUUGACUGAGGAGGGAUUCAAACAUUUUUGUACAAUUGGGUUGAGACUGAAUUACAACUAGGCGUAGAAUAAGGUGAGCUAUGUUUGGGAUGUAUGCAUUUAUUUCAUCUGGUUGUUAAAAGUGCAAUUGGUUGUAUUUGUGUACUGUUGUUGAUACCUUAUUUACUGCACUUUCGAUUGCCUGUCUUUUGUUGAAAAAGUAUUUAAUUAUAUUGUUUUUUUAUUGUUUCUCAACAUAAUGUGCCAAACAUAUGGGGAUAAUAAUGACUAUGUUUGUUUUUUUAAUUGUGCCUGUGAUUAACCAAACAUUACAAAGACAUAAACUAUGUUUCCGACAUUAAUUUUAGGCAGAUUGGUAGCCGCAAAAUACUCGAAAAUAGUUUUGAUUUUAGUAGCAUUUUUGCAAUUAUUUGCAUCACAGUUACAGUUCAAUGGUUCAAAAGUAUUUUGCUAUAAGCUCAAAACAUGAGCAUUAAAAAGCCCAGGGAUCAUUGGCUUUGUCCAUCCAAACAUGAUCCUGUGGUCAAUGGACCAGUAUUUGGUGGUAAACUAUUGUGGUCUGAUGCACACUCAGUGAAAUGGAUUGCAACAUUAAUGGUAAAUAAUCAUGAACCAAUGACACAUUUUCAACAUGUUCACUACAAAUUACACACAUCCAUGAAAGAUAGCCUACUAAGAUGUCCAAGAUAAAUAAAUAUAUAUAUAUAUUAGUUUUUUUUAAGUUAAUAUAUAUAUUUUAAGUAAGAGUGUUUUAUGUAGCUUUCAUCUAUCUUCCGAAGACUCCUCUUGGUCAUAUUUAUAAGUGCAUUUAAGACACAUUUGACCAAUCUUGAAAUGAAAUGUUGAGAGCGUAGAGAAAAAGACUGAAACAUUGAAAUGCCUGCCUCUGUAAGCUAUUGCAAGCCGACAACAAAUCUGGAUAAAAGCAGAGAUGAAUUAGAGGGCCUUUUAUCUGCGCUUUCACUGACAGAGACCUGCCAGCUACAUGCAUGUAAUUAGAGAUAUUGUCAAAUGAAAGGGACGCAAAUAUUUUGCAUAUUGUUAUGAUGAGCAACACCUGUAAGAACUACCAUAGAAUCUACAUGAUAUUUCCAUUUUUACACCUCCUACUGUUUUGAGAGAUUCUGAAUUUAGAAAUUAGGGAUUAUUAUUUUUUCUACAGUGAGAGAUGUAUACAGGUAUAUUACUUAAACUUGUGUACUCAGAUUGUGGAAACUUCAGUAUUAAAUUGUGCAUUUGUGUGCAAGUGUAUUUAGAUGUACACUAUAUAAAAAUGCACACAUUUCUAACUGACUGAAUGCUUGUGCAGAAGGUGUCUUAAAAUGCUUACUCUAAAGUAAUGAUACUGCAGGAUGUUCUGUGAAAACAAGUCAUUGCAAAAGACUUUGGAGCAUUGAGACAGUGCCAAAUUGGGUGCCUUAUCUUCCAUUUCAAAAUGAUCUAAUAUUAUUUGUACCUACUGUAGGGUUGUAAGUGGGAAGUGGUUUGAGGAAACACUAAUGUGUUCUUAAUAAGAAAAAUAAACAAAAAACAUUUUUGAACAAAAAUCGUGUGUAUUUCAAUUGCAAACAAACCUGUAAUGUAUUGGAUUCCAAAG